UAAAGAAGUACAGUACAGUAUUUGAUUUAUUCAUGCACUUUUGAAGGUCAAAGGUCGAGCAAUAUUUGAUCAAAACAAAAACGCCAUCAUAAAUUUUUCAUUUCGUUUCGUAUCAGAAGUUUGCCACAACUGCCAGAGUUUGCGCCUGUGCUGUCCAGCGUUUAGUAGUGAGUCUGAUUAUCCAUGUUGGAAAAAUGCCCGAAAUGAGCUCUUUGCCGGAGAAUAUACCAGAGUUACCACCGGCACCGCCACGCGAAUCUUUAAUAUCCACAGCUGUAAAAUUUCUUCAGAGCACCAAAGUGAGUCAAAGCCCGCUGGAGCAAAAGAAACAGUUUCUUUUAAAGAAAGGAUUAACGGAUAAAGAAAUAGAAAUUGCAGUCUCAAGAUCAAAUUCUUCCUCUGAUCAUCAUGUAUCAGUGCCGUUGUCAAAUUCCGAACAAAUCGAUAUGCCGCCAGUUUCUGCUUGGACCCGAAUUCGGCAAUAUUCUGCUAUCGCAGUCAUAAUUGGAGGUGUUGUUUAUGGACUAUACUAUUUGUAUAAGCGAUUUAUUGAACCAAUUUUCCUGAAAUCUGCUAAAUUACAAGAAGAAAAACUUGAAAAGAUGGAAGAAGGUUUGAAAAAUGUUCAGGAGGAAUUAACACAAAAUAUGCAGGAAAUCCGAAGUUCUAUGAAUGAAAUGCAAGAUCAUCUUGGAACUCAAAAUGCAAAACUUGGUCAAGUGGCUGCAAAUUUAACAUCUUUCAGAGCUGAAUCGGGAUAUGGAACUGUAUCUAAUUCAGCAAUCGGAGAAUUAAAAGCAGAAAUAACGUCGAUCAAAGGAUUACUUUUGAGCAGGAAUCAGUUCCCAGCACAACCAUUACCAAAGCCAAUUAUUCCAAGUUGGCAAAUGAAACCUACGUCAGAACCUUUAUCUUUAAAUGGUUCCACUUCACCCACAAGUGCAAAAGAAGAUGAAGAUCAUGCUGACGAAUCCCCUGAUGAGAAUGGCAGUGGAGAUAAUGACUCUGGUAAAGUCCAGUUAAAAAAGACACCUCAUGUGAAUGGUUUCAUGGAUGAUGCUACAGAUGUACAUUCUGAGAACGAAGACAUCCCAGUUAUUACUGGAAGUUGAUAAAAUGAUUUUUGGUAUAAUUCACCACCUCGCCGUUUUAAUUUUGCUAAUUAAUUCAAAGCAAUGGUUCAACAUCACAGCUUACAAUUCUUUGUAUAUUAAUGUAAUAGGAAAAGGUUCCCCAUGCCAUCAGUAUUUUCAAAUCCUCCUAUGUUGUAUAAUACAAAAACAUUUACCAUAACAUGAUUAUUUGCUUUAAAGUUGGUAUUUUCUAAUUUUGUGCUCCACAAUUGUAUGCAACUUUGUCAUUAUCACUUUGAUGGAAGUUGAUCCGAUUGACUAUUCUGAUAAGCUUUGUGUUAUUUUUCUUUAUAUAUCUCAUUUAUCUUAGAGGAAACAGAUCUAGUCUAUAUGAUAGAUACACUGGUAGCUGAAGAAGAUUAAAAUUGAACGUUGUUUUUUUAGCUCAUGGUUGUAUGAUGUCUUGAUACUUGAUAUGAAAAUUUUGUUUUUCAAUGGAUCUUUGUUCUUUGUGAUUUAUUUACUAAAUAUCUAAUAUCGUUUUUCAAUCAUUUUUACUGUGAUUCUUCUAAUUAAAUUUCUUACAUGAAACUAGCUACACUUCGUUAAAAAUGUUCACUUCUAAAUUUACUGCGUCUUGAAUGAAUGUUGAGAGUCCCAUUUCUGGAUGGUCCAGGCAUCUCGUACCAAUAA
This is a messenger RNA of Styela clava, 1766 nucleotides long. Its product is annotated as peroxisomal membrane protein PEX14-like. Gene Ontology annotation, cellular component: peroxisomal membrane; peroxisomal importomer complex. NCBI's taxonomy places the organism in Eukaryota, Metazoa, Chordata, Ascidiacea, Stolidobranchia, Styelidae. The record is from RefSeq and is a predicted model, not a curated record. Gene Ontology annotation, biological process: protein import into peroxisome matrix, docking. Gene Ontology annotation, molecular function: signaling receptor binding.